CAGCACAAUCCUUUUGGAGUCUCUCCCUCACAACUCACAGACCUUGUUGACCCAAAAAGCCCCGAACUUCUCAAGAAACUCGGCGGUACACAGGCUGUACUCAAGAAACUUCGUGUAGACCCUAAAUCCGGUCUAUCUUCUGAUGAAGGUGUCGAAUCUUCCUCUGACAAGGCAUUUUCUGACCGUCAAAGCGUCUUUGGCCGCAACAUUCUCCCUGAAACCAUCUCAAAGUCUUUUCUUCAGCUUCUCUGGGCUGCAUACAACGACAAAACCCUCAUUCUCUUGACCAUCGCCUCAUUGGUAUCUCUGGCCAUUGGAAUCUGGGAAGACUAUUCUCCUAACCACCCUGAAGAUGAACCUCGCGUCGGAUGGGUCGAAGGCACGGCGAUCCUCGUGGCUGUUCUUGCCGUCGUACUAACUAACGCCAUCAACGAUUACCAAAAAGAGCGCCAGUUCAAGAAACUCAAUGCAAAGAAAGAGGACCGUGUUGUCAAGGUCAUCCGUGACGGAAAAGAACUGCAGAUCAGCGUCUAUGACCUCAACGUCGGCGACAUUCUUAUGCUCGAGCCUGGAGACAUCAUUCCUGCCGAUGGUCUUUAUCUCGGUGGCCACAACCUUGCCUGCGAUGAAUCCUCUGCCACUGGUGAAUCGGACACUAUGAAGAAACUUACCGAUGAUCAAGGGGAUUGCUUUAUCCUCUCUGGUUCAAAGGUCCUUGAAGGUGUCGGUAAGAUGGUUGCUAUUGCUGUUGGAGAGCAGUCGUACUUUGGAAAGACUAUGAUGGCCAUGCGUGGUACCGAGGCUGAAGGCACACCCCUCCAGAUGAAGCUCGACACUCUCGCCGAACAAAUUGCCAAGCUUGGUUUCGCCGCUGCUAUCAUCAUGCUGUUUGCAUUGGUCAUCAAAUACUUCAUUGUCGCUGCCAUGCAGCCUCAUUUCCCUCCAGGCCAGGAAAUCGCCGCUGCUAUGAUCAGCAUCAUCAUCCAGGCCAUCACUAUCAUUGUCGUCGCUGUGCCUGAAGGUCUUCCUAUGGCCGUAACCAUGGCCCUUGCCUUUGCUACAACCCAGAUGCUCAAGGACAACAACCUCGUCAGAGUUUUGGCCGCCUGCGAGACCAUGGGUAACGCUACUGCCAUCUGCUCCGACAAGACCGGAACUCUCACCCAGAACAAGAUGACUGUUGCCGAAGGUACACUUGCCGAAGAGGCAUUCGACAAGCCCGAGCAUGUCAAGGGCUGGGCUGGCCGUGUUGACUCUAGUGUUGUCCAACUCCUGACCGAGAGCAUUGCUGUAAAUUCCACCGCUUUCGAGGGCAAGGAUGAGAACAACCGUGUUGAUUUCGUUGGAUCCAAAACCGAAUGUGCCCUGCUUGGUUUCUCCAAGAUCCUCGGUUCCGACUACGACGCAAUUCGCCAUGAAACCAAUGUUGCCAAAGUUUAUCCCUUUGCUUCCAAGCGCAAGACCAUGACAACCAUUAUGAAGAUUCAGGAGAACUCUGCUACCUCCCAUAAUCAAAAGGAGUACCGCAUGUACACCAAGGGUGCCUCAGAGAUUGUCCUUGAGUCCUGUACCUCCUUCCUCACUUCGGAUGGCCAUGUUAAGAAAUUGGACAAGGAGACCAACGUGAAGGUCGGUGGACUUAUCAGUGCUUAUGCUGACAAGGCUCUCCGUACCAUUGCCCUCGCCUAUCGUGACCUCAGCUCCAGCAAGUACGAGGACAUGUCUGAUGAUGAACCCACCCUCAAGGAUCUCGUACUCAUUGGUAUCGUUGGUAUCAUGGACCCCCUGCGCCCUGGUGUUGUCGAGUCUGUAGCUGCCUUUAGAGAAGCUGGUGUUUUUGUACGCAUGAUUACCGGUGAUAACAUUAACACUGCCAAGGCCAUCGCUCGCAAUGCUGGUAUUCUGACCAAGGGUGGUAUUGCCUUGACUGGUCCAGAGUUCCGUGAAAUGUCUGUAGAAGAACAGCGCAAGGUCAUUCCCCGUCUCCAGGUUCUCGCUCGCUCUUCCCCCACUGAUAAGACCGUUGUUGUCACUCGUCUCCAAGAACAGGAUCAGGUAGUCGGUAUGACUGGUGAUGGUACCAACGAUGGACCAGCCCUCAAGCUUGCCGAUGUUGGUUUCUCUAUGGGUAUUGCUGGUACUGAGGUUGCCAAGGAAGCUUCUGAUAUUAUUUUGAUGGAUGACAACUUUAACUCUAUUCUCAAGGCCCUUCUUUGGGGUCGUGCUGUCAAUGAUGGUGUGCGCAAGUUCUUGACUUUCCAGCUUACUGUCAACAUUGCCGCUGUUGUCCUGUCCUUUAUCAGUGCCAUUGGUUCUGACAACUCGGAAAGUAUCUUGAGUGCCGUUCAGCUUUUGUGGGUUAACUUGAUUAUGGACACCCUUGCCGCACUUGCGUUGGCCACCGAACCUCCAACUCAGGAUCUCUUGCAGCGCAAGCCUAUUUCCAAAUAUGCUCACUUGAUUAAUUUCCGAAUGGGCAAGAUGAUUAUUGGCCAGGCUAUUUUCCAGAUUGCUGUCAACUUGGUUAUCAUGUACCUCGGUCUUGCCAUCUUCCAUCUUGAUAAUGAUGCCCAGGGUCAGGCUACUCUUCGCACCAUGGUUUUCAAUGUCUUUGUCUUCCUCCAGGUUUUCAAUGAGAUCAACUGCAGACGUAUCGACAAUACCCUCAAUGUUUUCAAGGAUAUCUUCAACAACUGGAUUUUCUUGGCUAUUCAAGUUCUUGUCAUUCUUGGACAAUUCCUUAUCGUAACUUUUGGUGGCAUUGCUUUCAAGACCGUGCCUUUGACUCCAAUACAGUGGCUUGUGACGGUUGCUAUCGGAUCUCUCUCGCUUCCCGUUGGUACUAUUAUCCGUCUUUUGCCCGAU
Phycomyces blakesleeanus NRRL 1555(-) is the source of this 2865-nucleotide messenger RNA. RefSeq lists its product as hypothetical. Gene Ontology annotation, cellular component: intracellular membrane-bounded organelle; membrane. Gene Ontology annotation, molecular function: ATP binding; ATP hydrolysis activity; P-type calcium transporter activity. Lineage: Eukaryota; Fungi; Mucoromycota; Mucoromycetes; Mucorales; Phycomycetaceae. The record is from RefSeq and is a predicted model, not a curated record. The annotation marks the transcript as partial. The transcript has 2 exons. Gene Ontology annotation, biological process: calcium ion transmembrane transport; intracellular calcium ion homeostasis.